Aspergillus bombycis is the source of this 1431-nucleotide messenger RNA. Its product is annotated as putative eukaryotic translation initiation factor 3 subunit EifCl. Bases 1 to 1431 code for a protein of 476 amino acids. The record is from RefSeq and is a predicted model, not a curated record. Gene Ontology annotation, cellular component: cytoplasm; eukaryotic translation initiation factor 3 complex. Gene Ontology annotation, biological process: translational initiation. Lineage: Eukaryota; Fungi; Ascomycota; Eurotiomycetes; Eurotiales; Aspergillaceae. The transcript is spliced from 2 exons. Gene Ontology annotation, molecular function: translation initiation factor activity.
AUGUCGUACGAAGAGCGCGCCAAUGCGCACCCUAACCUGGGCGACGAGUCCGAUGUUGAGGAGGAAGCACUCGUCAACGAUUACCGCGAGCAGGUCAACUUCGAAGAUGGCAUGAGCGAACUGGACCGGACUACAUCCCUUGGAACUGGCUCGCAGACGCAAGAUCUCCAGGCACAGCUCGCCGCUGCUGCGACCCCGCUUGAAUACCAGGCCACACUGGAGACCAAGUUUGCAAGCUAUGACAACUACUGCAGCCUUUUCCACUACAUCCUCAACUCGGAUGGCCCUGUUGAACUGGAGGUCCCUUCUUACUACUGGGCUUGGGAUGUGAUCGAUGAAUUUAUCUACCAGUUCGAAUCGUUCUGCCGUUACCGCAACCGUGUCGCUCGUAGCGGCUCUAACGAGGAAGAGGCCCAGCUUUUGCGUGAGAACCCAAACACAUGGGGUUGUUACUCCGUGCUCAACGUUCUUUACUCCCUUAUCCAGAGGUCCCAGAUCAACGAGCAAUUGGCUGCUAUCAAGCGUGGAGAAGACCCCUUGGCGUUCGCUGGGGAGUAUGGCUCUCGUCCUCUCUACAAGAUGCUCGGAUACUUCUCGAUCAUCGGACUUCUCCGUGUCCACUGCUUGCUGGGUGACUUUAGCCUUGCCCUCAAGACCCUUGACGACAUCGAAAUGAACAAGAAGGCUAUGUUCGCUCGUGUCAUGGCAGCUCACUUCACCACCUACUACUAUGUGGGUUUCUCCUACAUGAUGAUGCGCCGUUACGGUGAUGCCAUCCGCAUGUUCAGCCACAUCCUGGUCUACGUCUCCCGGACCAAGAACUUCCAAAAGGGUGGCAACAGCUACGACGCUAUCGCCAAGAAGAACGACCAGAUGUAUGCUCUCAUUGCCAUCUGUGUUGCCCUCCACCCCACCCGUCUCGACGACACCAUCCACUCCGCUCUCCGCGAGAAGUACGGCGAGCAGCUCCACCGUCUCCAGCACGGUGGCCCCGAGGCCCUCCCCCUGUUUGAGGAGCUCUUCCGUUCCGCUUGCCCCAAGUUCAUCAGCCCCACUCCCCCCGACUUCGACAACCCAUCUGUCAACAUCGACCCCGUCGAUCACCACACGGCUAUCUUCAUGGAUGAGGUCAAGAACACGCUGUACAACCCUACCAUCCGUUCUUACCUGAAGCUGUACACCACGAUGGACCUGCAGAAGCUGGCCGGCUUCCUGGAAGUCGAGCCCGAGAAGCUCCGCUCCUGGCUAUUGGUGAACAAGCAGCGCAGCCGCCAAGUCCGCUGGGUUGAGGGCGGUUUGCUGGAGGGUGAGCCCGUCGCCGCCAACGACCUGGACUACGCUCUGGAGAACGACCUGAUCCACGUCAGCGAGACCAAGGCCGGCCGUCGCCUGGUGGACUGGUACCUUCGGAACCUCGCCCGCGUCUACUAG